Cynara cardunculus var. scolymus (artichoke) is the source of this 991-nucleotide messenger RNA. Its product is annotated as proteasome subunit alpha type-5. Lineage: Eukaryota; Viridiplantae; Streptophyta; Magnoliopsida; Asterales; Asteraceae. Gene Ontology annotation, cellular component: nucleus; proteasome core complex, alpha-subunit complex; proteasome core complex. The coding region runs from base 104 to 817 and encodes 237 amino acids. The transcript is spliced from 10 exons. The record is from RefSeq and is a predicted model, not a curated record. Gene Ontology annotation, biological process: proteasome-mediated ubiquitin-dependent protein catabolic process.
GAAUAAAUACACUUUCAAUCGGAGGACAUCGCCAAUCUUUUCUCUUGGAGCUAAUCUAUCAUAAACAAACAGAGAUCUAUUAAGCUGUUAAACUGAAUCGAAGAUGUUUCUAACCAGGACCGAGUAUGAUAGGGGUGUUAACACCUUCUCUCCAGAAGGCCGGUUAUUUCAGGUUGAAUAUGCCAUUGAAGCCAUCAAGUUGGGUUCAACAGCCAUUGGUUUGAAGACCAAGGAAGGGGUCGUUCUUGCUGUUGAAAAGCGUAUUACCUCACCACUUCUGGAACCUAGUAGUGUUGAGAAAAUUAUGGAAAUUGAUGAGCAUAUUGGCUGUGCCAUGAGUGGAUUAAUUGCAGAUGCCCGCACACUCGUUGAACAUGCACGUGUUGAGACCCAGAAUCAUAGGUUUUCGUAUGGUGAGCCAAUGACUGUUGAGUCCACUACCCAAGCCCUGUGUGAUCUGGCCCUGCGAUUUGGUGAAGGAGAUGAAGAAUCUAUGUCUCGGCCUUUUGGGGUAUCUCUUCUUAUUGCUGGCCAUGAUGAAAAUGGUCCUAGUCUAUACUAUACAGAUCCAUCGGGCACAUUUUGGCAAUGCAAUGGGAAAGCUAUAGGCUCAGGCUCUGAAGGUGCUGACAGCUCUCUGCAGGAGCAAUAUAACAAGGACUUGACGCUAAAAGAAGCUGAAAUAAUUGCUCUUUCCAUUUUGAAGCAAGUUAUGGAAGAAAAGGUAACCCCCAAUAAUGUGGAUAUUGCGAAGGUUGCUCCUACUUAUCACUUGUACACCCCGGCAGAAGUUGAAGCUGUCAUCAGUCGCCUAUGAAAUGCGAAUAAGUUGUAGACGGGCUUUGUUUGGUUUCCUUGAACAUGUAUUUUGUACUAAAUUGCUUAGAUAUUAUUCUGUUUCCGCGUCAAGUAUGAUAUUUGAACACAAGAUCCUAUUUAUGUUGACAAAAUCAUGGAUUAAGUUUUUAAAAAAUGUUUCUUUCUAAACAGC